Molecule: messenger RNA, 1689 nt
Organism: Malurus melanocephalus (red-backed fairy wren)
Lineage: Eukaryota; Metazoa; Chordata; Aves; Passeriformes; Maluridae
Product: rap1 GTPase-GDP dissociation stimulator 1-like
Biological process (GO): positive regulation of GTPase activity
Cellular component (GO): cytosol
Molecular function (GO): guanyl-nucleotide exchange factor activity; protein binding
Source: RefSeq, a predicted model, not a curated record
AUGCUGUGGGCUGCUCAUCAGCCUGAAAGCCAUAAAAUAUUCCCCCUUAUUCACAGCUUGGUAGCUGUAAAGGACACAGACUCACAGCAGAUCAGCUAUUCUUUAUUGUCCCCAUUCUGGAGAGCUACAGCUUUUAUGGAAACCCUGAGUAAGCAUCUCGAAUACCUUGGGCUUUGUGGAGAUGACACAGAAGCUGAAGAUCAGAUCCUUGAAAGUCUGAAUGGGAUUCUCCUGGCUCUUACUGAAGAUAAGCAGAGAACCUUCCGCCUACUCAGAGGGAGUGGGAUCUUCCAGACUUUGGCAAAAAUCCUGAGGGGCAAUCCACGAUGUGCAGUGAAAGCAGCCCACGUGCUUUCAGAGAUAGCCAAAAAUGAGCAAAUGAAGAAACCAUGUAUUGAAGCAGAUUUGGUUCCAACACUGAUACCUUUGCUGGAGAGCACAGACCAAGAAAUGCUGCUUCAUGCUGGGAGGGCCAUUGGCCGUAUCUGUUACGAUAAUCGUGACCUUCAGGAAGAGCUGGUGAAGGUUGGAGUAAUCCCAUCACUGGUCCGAAUAUUAACUGACUAUGCAGAGAGUGAACCACUUGUCCAUGUUGCUCUACUGGCCUUGUACAAUCUUGCAGACCUUGAUUCAGCCAAGGAAGCUCUAAGCAUGACAAAAGUUGCAGAACAGCUGGUGAAACAACUGAGGAGAGCAGAGAGCCAUGAGAGGUUAGAGAUUGUCUUUGAGGUCCUGCAAGCACUUGCAGAAAAUGAUGCUCUGAAAGUGCAGCUGGUGGAGGCAGGAGUGCCAGAGGUGCUGUCUGAGAUCCUGCUGAGGCUCCAUGGCAGCUCACAAGCUCAAGACACGUGCAUUGUGAAGGCUGCAUCGGAUCUCAUUGUGUCUCUGCUUCUUGGAGACGGGAACUGUUUGCGAAUGAUUCAGCUGGGAAUCAUCCACCAGCUUCUGGAUCUUCUGGAGAAACACGUUCACAGUGGGGACACCUCUGUUCAACAAGCUGCACUCAGUGCACUUCAGAACCUUGCUGUACCAGUUGUCAGCAAGGUUCAGAUGCUGGAGGAAGGYGUUGCAGAGCGAAUUGAGGCACUUCUAAGGUCAGAGAGUCCUCCUGUGCAGUCCAAACUGCUUGGAACCUUACGGAUGUUAGCAGAUGGUCAAGCUGAURCAGCUGAAAUCCUGGGCCAAGACCCCUUGCUGCUGAACAGACUGGUGCAGUGGUGCAGUGUGAGUGACCACAGUGGCCUUUGUGGAGAGGCACACCGGCUGCUGGCAUCCAUCCUGCAACACAACAGAUCCCUGGAAGUGGUCAAAGCCAUCCAGGCAGCACAAGGAGUGAAGCAUCUGGUUUCCAUGACAACAAGUGAACAUGCUGUCAUGCAGAAUGAGGCUCUGAAUGCCUUGGCAAUAGCAUCUGCCAUCGAUUUAGAAACCCUUGAAGAAUCUUUCAAGGAAUCACAGCUAGUUCAAAGCUUACACAAACUUCUAAAAGAUGAUAACACAAGUCCUGAGGUGAAAUACAAUUCAAUGGGCCUUUUGUGCAGACUUCUUAAUUCAGGCGAUCUGAGACAAGAAAUAGAAAAGGACAAGAUUAAGGACACCCUUGAACGACUCUGCAGUCACAGCAAUGCAAACGUGGUCAAGGAAGCCAUCACAACAUUACAGGUUUUGAGAGGAGAGACAGCCCAGUAA